Molecule: messenger RNA, 2410 nt
Organism: Coregonus clupeaformis (lake whitefish)
Lineage: Eukaryota; Metazoa; Chordata; Actinopteri; Salmoniformes; Salmonidae
Product: adhesion G protein-coupled receptor A2-like
Exons: 12
Coding region: 581-2410 (609 amino acids)
Biological process (GO): cell surface receptor signaling pathway
Cellular component (GO): plasma membrane; postsynaptic density; glutamatergic synapse
Molecular function (GO): G protein-coupled receptor activity; protein binding
Source: RefSeq, a predicted model, not a curated record
CGUGGAUGGAGAAGCCCCUUGCCGCUGCACACGUGGAUGGGAAUAUAUGUGGCAACCUGUUGAUAACGGAGUUAUGAUAAUGGAUAACUUUGUAGGAGUACAAUGACAAAAGUGACAGUAGACACAUUAUUGUUCUUGCCGACCGCGAAGACGGAGUAGUAGGCUACUGCAUACCCAUGGAAUUCAAACUUUUAGGAUAGUGGUAACAAACGUCUUAACUUUUAUCUAGUAACGUUUCGGUGGCCUACAAAGUCACACGUUUCUGUAAAUGUGAAACAAUAUCAGAAAUAAUACAAAUGUCAGUGCGCAGUGAAACAGUAGUCCUACUUUACAAAGCAAACAUUUUCGUUAUCAUCCAUGAUGAAACAAUAAUCGUACAGGUAGCCUAGUACAGUAUGAGGACACACCAGGUGUUGUCAGAGCAGACUGAUUGGAAUACAUAAAUAACUGUCAAACGUGCAAAUAACUGGUCGGUAGCUAACCAUUCACCAAGAAGAAGCCUAUGUGAAAUGGUCUCCACUUGCUUUACUUACUGGGAAGAGAUAACUUGAAGACAAUUCAGUUAAAGGCUCAGUUCACAAUGAAACUGCUGAGCUUACUUUGCGUUGUUGUCGGGUUGUGGAGGGUAUGCCUGACGAACAGAAACUGUCAGAACCUCUUCAUUGACAGCUGUCAUUGCUCCUCCGAGAGGUCCAAGGAGUUGGGCAGACAAAAGUUCCGGGUGAAAGUGGUGUGUGAUGAUGUGGAAUUACUGGACACUCUACAACCCAGUUUCUUACCCAACAAAACAGUUUCCCUGAUCCUCAGUAACAACAAGAUCUCACUGCUGAGAAACGCAUCCUUCUUUGGCCUGACAAUCCUAGAGAAACUGGACCUGAGGAAUAAUUUGAUUAGCACGGUGGAGCACGGGGCCUUCCGUGGACUGAUGGCUCUUAGGAGACUGGAUCUGUCCAACAAUCGGAUUGGCUGCCUCGCUCCUGAAAUGUUUGUAGACCUUGGCAAUCUCUCUAAAUUGAAUCUAUCUGGAAAUAUUUUUUCCUCCUUGCCGGUGGGAUUAUUCACACACCUCCUGUCUCUCAAAGUCCUGCACUUCUCUACAGAGUCUCUGUUCUGUGACUGUCAGCUGGAGUGGCUGCUGCCGUGGGCCAGGGCAAACGGCGUGCGUCUGGGCAACGACACCCUGUGUGUUCAUCCCACACACCUCCACGGCCUGGAGGUCCGCAACCUGAGGGAGACACAGCUCAGAUGUGAUGGGCCUCUGGAGCUGCCCCUGUUCCAGCUGAUCCCUUCCCAGAGACAGGUGGUGUUCCGUGGGGACCGGCUGCCGCUGCAGUGCACUGUGUCCUACCUGGACCCCUCAGUCACGCUGCUCUGGCGCCACAAUGGCCACGUCGUCCACAGCAAUGAGGACAGGGGCGUCUACGUAGAGGAUACCCUGGUCCACGACUGCUGCCUGCUCACCGGCGAGGUCGUCCUCUCCAACAUCAACCACAGCCUGUCUGGCAUCUGGGAGUGCCAGGUGACCAGUUCCCGUGGCAACAUGUCCAAACAGAUGGAGAUCCUUGUGUUGGAGACGUCAGCACCCUACUGCUCAGCAGACAGGGUCAACAGCAACAAGGGAGACUUCAGGUGGCCAAAGACCCUGGCAGGGAUACUGGCCUUCCUGCCCUGUGCUCCAUCCACAUUUGGCUCUGCCCCUCACCCUUCUGGUGCCGCUUCACACCACCUCACUCAGAGGGAGAAGAAGGCCUGGCGACGCUGUGACCGGGCAGGCCGGUGGGCAGAGGACGACUAUACCCAGUGCCCGUAUGCCAGCGAGGUGACUCGCGUACUGCACGAGCUCACCCAGAUGACCAUCAACACCAGUAAUCCCCAGCCGUUAGCCCAGCAGCUGGUAGCCUUCACCAGCAGGGCAGGGGACUUCAGCGAUGUGAUGGACGUCAUCUUUGUCACACACCUGGUUGAGAGGCUGACUCGCCUUGUGGACCAGCGUAGAGAACUAGGGGACUAUAUCUCUGACAUAGCCAGUAACAUGAUGCUGGUGGAGGAACACAUCCUGUGGAUGGCUCAGAACGAGGCCAGGGCAUGUACGCGCAUCGUUCAGUGUGUGGAGCGCAUCGCCGACUUGGCUCUCACCAUAGACACGCAGGUCAUUUCAAAGGUGUCCCCAAACAUAGCCCUGGAGGCCUUUCUGAUCAAGCCGUCUAACUUCCAGGGUCUUUCGUGUAUGGCAGUACAGAGAGCCCCCCUGCCACCCAUCUCUGGUCAGAGGGCCGAUGGGACCCAGGAUGCCAUCGGGGACACACUGCUCAACUUCAAAUGUCACACGGUCAACGGCAGCGGCUCCCCCGCAAGCCAACUCAGCAAGGUACAGGACAUAGAAAUAGAUGACUUGAUAAUAAAACAUUGA